Messenger RNA from Brassica rapa (field mustard), 3566 nucleotides. RefSeq lists its product as uncharacterized. The record is from RefSeq and is a predicted model, not a curated record. Lineage: Eukaryota; Viridiplantae; Streptophyta; Magnoliopsida; Brassicales; Brassicaceae.
CUUACUAAUUCAUUAGAUAGAAUGAUUGAAUAAACCAUAAAGUUUGCUAUCUAUUAUGAUUUUUAUUUUCAGAUUUUGGAGAAAACAAUAAACUUAAAUAGAUAAAGAUAUUGAAAAUGGGGAUAAAGAUCCAACUGAAAAACUUACUACCUCAGAAACUGAAACUAAUAAUAGAUCUAGAAAAGAUUUUAAUUGAUAACAUUUUCACAGAUUUUGAAUUAGUUCGGGGCACUUUCAACUUUAGGCUAGUUUAGAUUUUAUGUAUUAUGGAUUGUUUUCGAAAAUAUAUUUAUAUUAAAUAUGACUUUUUUUUGAAAUAUAAGACAUAAAUUUCCACAUCUAGAAAAAUAUGUAUAUGCGGAAAAAUAGACGCCAUUUAAUGGAUUAAUAAUAUAUUUGGUGCUGGUAGAUGUUGCAUGAACCUUUUUAAAUUGAGUAUUUGCACUCAGUAUGUCUAGUUUGAGAAAAAAUGGAAUACUUAUGAUUAGAUUUUAGAUAAGUUGUGCAUAUUUUUUUGUAAAUGAUCUAGGAUCCAGAAAAUUGACUCAUAUAUCUUUUUCUUUGUGCAAUAUUAUAGAUUAAUUUUAGGAUUUUAGUCUAUUUUUAGUUUUCUGAAGAUUAAAUGUUUAUACCGACUUCUCCAAUAAAAGCUCGAAUACAAUAUCAGGUAUUAAUUAACAAUAACGGUUAUUUAAAAACCACGAUCUGAAGAUUUUAGUUUAUUUUUUAAUUUUGUGAAGAUAAAAUGUGUAAACUAACUUCUUCGAUAAAAACGCGAUUAAAAUAUAAUGUAUUAACUAACAGUAACAAUUAUUUUAAGAUUUUAGUUUAUUUUUAAUUUUAUAAAAGAUGUUUAUACCAACUUCUUCGAUAAAAGACGCGGGUAUAAUAUAAAGUAUUAACUAACGAUAACGGUUAUUUGAAAAAAAACUAUUAUACUAACUAACCAAAUUUAAUUUAAUAUGCUAGUUAUAAACCAAAAAAAAAAAACUAAUCCCCUCACAAUCUAAGCAAGCAUCCAAAAUACCCAAAAAUAUCAUAAUUCGGACUCUAAAUUUGACUUCCUUUACCAAUAGAAAGACAAACAUCGAACUAAAUCUCUUAAAAAUUGACCAACUCAGAAUACAUCAAAAAGACAUAACAAUGUAUAACUGACGAAUCAAUAACCAAACUCCAAAAUGGUGUCUAGAAUCCAAAUCUAGUUAAUGCUGGUCUCCCUUUCCAAAUACUGCAUUCGUUAAGAAUAAGAAAAGGAGAGAAAGAACAUUAAUACACAACAGAACCGAACCUUUGAACAUUAAUCACUUCGAAACCAAUCACAUCCUCUUCCUUUUGCUCUGAUAUCGUUUGUACUCGCUUGUUUUGUUUUGUUUUGGCCAUCGCCGAAUUCAAAUUCGAGGGCGUAGCUUACAACGAACUGAUUCCUUUCGUGUUUUGAUCAAUCGGUUGCUCUCGUUAUCAAUCGUUAUUCUGUCCUCUUCCAUGGCUGCGCCGCCUCUGUCUCUGUCUAAUAAGCCUGAGUUCUGGAACAGAAUGGAGGAAGCCACCCGUGAGAUUAUAGAGCAGGUUCAUCCAACACUUGCGUCCGAGGAUCGAAGAAGAGAUGUGACUGAUUAUAUGCAAAGACUAAUCAAAAUGACACUAGGAUGCGAGGUACAUGCUUUUGGAUCAGUCCCAUUGAAAACGUAUCUUCCGGAUGGAGACAUUGAUCUCACAACUUUUGGUGGACCGUGGAACGAUGAUGAACUGGCCCAUAAAGUUUUGGCUGUGCUUGAGAAUGAGAGGGAGAAACAUAAUGUGGAUCCCCGGUUUAUAAUUAAGGAUGUGAAGUUGAUACGUGCUGAGGUUAAACUUGUGACAUGUCUGGUGCAGAACCUUGUGGUUGAUAUCUCUUUUAAUCAGCUCGGUGGGAUUUCUACUCUGUGCUUUCUCGAGAAGAUGGAUCACCUCAUUGGAAAGGACCAUCUAUUCAAGAGAAGUAUCAUACUCAUCAAAGCUUGGUGCUUCUACGAGAGCCAUAUUCUCGGGGCUGUUCAUGGAUUGAUAUCCACAUAUGCUCUGGAGACGUUGGUCUUAUAUAUUUUCAAUCUCUUCCACUCAUCGCUGGAUGGUCCACUAGCAGUUCUAUACAAAUUCUUGGAGUAUUUCAGCAAGUUCGACUGGGAUAAGUAUUGCAUUAGCUUGAGCGGUCCUGUCUGCCGUUCCUCUCUACCAGAAAUUUUUGUUGAUACUCCGGAAAAUGGCGGGCAAGAUCUACUGCUGACAAGUGAUUUUCUCAAUGACUGUUUGGUGAUGUACUGUGUACCUUCACAAGGUUUAGAGACAAAUCCACGUGCGUUUCCAUCAAAGUAUCUUAAUAUAAUUGACCCGCUUAAAGAAAAUAACAAUCUUGGUCGCAGCGUAAACAAAGCUAACUUCAAUCGGAUACGAACUGCAUUCACAUUCGGUGCUCGUAAGCUUCGGCAAAUCAUCUUGCAGUCAGAGGAAGACAUAAGUUUUGAGCUUCAAAACUUCUUCUCGAACAUGCUACUACGCAAGCAUAGGAGUGGCCAUCAUUCUCUCAAUCGGAUCGAAAACGGUGAAGUAUUAAAUGGAAACGUUGCGGAGAAACUGCAAGAGAAAUCAUGUCUUGCUGAUUCUAAAAGAGUUAAAGAAGAGACACAUGCCGGCACUCCAAAUGUUCUGGCUGACCUCACAGGGGAUAAUGACAGCCAGUUUUACAGUUUGGUAUAUGGACGCUGGCAGCUUGGUUAUGUCCAAAACGGUCCUAUGUCUCCACUAUGGACUCAGCUUCCGGAUAACAACGAUUCAUGGGAAGUGUUUCCACUAAACGCCAAUGGAGCUCAUAGCUUUCUUAUGAACCCUCAGAUGAUUCCAAAUGCUGAUUUUGGUCUCGAGGAAUUGCCUACGCAUCAAGGCACUGAGACAUACUUCCCCAAUAUGAACCAAUACAGGGAUAGUAGACCUCCGUUCUCCCGAAGAGGAAACUCACGACGUAACACAUCAGAAAUGAAUUUCCGUGACGGAAACAGCCGUGAGGGACGAGACCAUCAUCUUCAUCAUUAUCCCAACCAAACAAAUGGUGAUAUGAGUCAGGCUGGUAUACUUGGAAGCUUCUUUGGUUCCAAUGGGUUGAUAAAUCAUCCAUGUGAGCCUCUACCAGCGGAAGUACGUGACCAUCCUGAGGGAAGCAAGCAAAGUGAUAUCGCAACAUCUACACCCUCCUCCAUGCAGGAAGAUCGGCAAUCAUACAAUUUGACGGAUGAUCAGGAGUUCCCUUCUUUGUAGCUCUGAUCUGAUCACAGAAAACUUGCUCGUUAGACCGGUAUAGGAACUGGUAUAGCUUUCUAACUUGUUUGUUUUGUUUCCUUAAGUUAUUCGUAUCCCAAAAAAGAAAAACAAAAACAAAAAGAAGGAACUGAUUUGUUUUGGGUUAUGUUUAUUGUUUCCCGUUACUUUUGUUGUUUCUAUAGAUUUUAAUCUAUGUAACUUCAUUGUCGAAAUCUUAAACUCUUGGACAAAACCUUCGAAGGGGUUUGUAUUUAAUAUACUUAGAGAGGUUUGCG